GGUGCAGAGCAGGAGUAAAGUAAAUCUGAUCUGGAAGCAGCCUGAGUGAUGAAGUUGUUUAAGUUCACAUGUGCGGUCAUUACCAGGGGCCUGUUCAUCCUCGUCUCUCUGACCGGAGUCUGGAGGGUGACUUCGGUGAAAAAAGAUCCGAACUACUGGCUCCUGACUUUCCUCUUUCUGCCGCUCGUCCUGGAAAUGAUCAUCACCCUGAGUAGGCGGAAGGGAGAAGACUACAAAUGGUUCUCUCCUCCGAUCUUUCUGUUUCUCAUCAGUAUCAUUCCAUCCAUCUGGCUCCUGGAGCUCCACCAACAGAACACAGCCAGUGAAACUCAGUGCAAAGACUCAUUCAUGAGGAACUUGACCUUUCAAAACUUCACAAGCCAGAACUACCUGAAGAUUCUCAAAGAGGAGUUAUCAACUUUCUGUCCCAACAAAUGGAUCCUGGCUCUCCAUCAGAUCCUGCUCAUCCUCCUGAUCGUCGGAAAGUGGUUGCUCCCCCUGGGGGGCGGAGUUACCCGCGACGAGCUCUCGCAGCUUCUCCUAAUCUUCAUUGGCACGGCGGCAGACACCCUUGAGUUUACUAGUGAGACGCUGUCAGAUGUCAAAGAGAAGAGCCCCAUGAUGGUCUAUAUUAUUUUAGGUGUAUGGACUUGGAGCAUGUUGCAGUUCCCCUUACAUUUGGCCGUGGUGACCUCCAAGUCAGAGGGAGAGGAUAGGCAGGGGGUCAAGGAGUCUUCCCUCUGGUCCAAACACAGCAGGGACAUGUGGAGCAUCAUAGAGGCCUUGUUCAUUCAGGACGGGCCCUAUCUGGUGGUCAGGCUCAUAGUCAUAAUCUACUCCAGAGUCAUCCACCAGAUGUUGGGUUUCUUCACCAUCAAGAACUUCCUGGUGGUCAUACUGAACUUGUACAGGUUGACUGUGAUAUACCAGGACUUCAGGUCCUCCCCCAGCAACAGGGACAUCGCUUUCCUGUGAGUCUGCAAUGAGAUGAGACGGGAUCGAGAUGUUACAGCCAAAGUCUUGUAGUCACAGUAGACGGGAAAAGGGCCCAGAGUUGAAGAUCUAAAGAUGUCAAAAGCUGUAAAUAAUUAACGCUGUUGUGAGCAGAGAACAAUUUUCUUACACGUGUGAAGGGCUGAGGUUGUCAAGUUCAAACUCCACACUUGACCGCCUCAGCUUGAAGCUCAUACUUCACGUCUUUUACCCCCUGAGUUCUAAUGUAGCUGCUUCAACAAUUAAAGAAAUUACCGGCAGGGGGGCAAGAAAGGAAAAGAGGGAAGCAGAGCAUAACAGGAAAAAGAAGUGAGAGAUACCCUGAUAUGAUUCAAUGUAAACAGAUUAUGCACAUUGCUAAAGCAGCCAGCACAAUACAGUUUAUGAAAGUAGUCAGUAACAGUCAACGCAGCACUUACAGUAAGUGAAGCCAAACUACUGCUCGGACAAGGACUGGCCAGAUUUCUCACUGUGUGAAGCCCAGACAACAGGAAGCGAGGAAGACAGAGAGAUAUACUCAAUGACACUGAGGCUCUCUGGGUGCUGACAGGAACUGAGAUUGAAGAACAGUUUUCCUGCCAGGUGACCCAUUUGUUUACAUUCUGUCUAUUUACUUAAGCACUAGAUAAAUAACAGCCCAUAAUGCAACACAUCGCAGUCCAGAUACCAUUCAGCGAAUUCAGUUUAACACCAUGUAACGUUCGCCACACUGUCGAAAAACUGUUUACUUCCCUUCCCACACAGAAAUUAUGACUCCAACUUUCACUAAACUUUACAAAAAUCUUUUUAACUUUUUAGUAUUUUUGUACUUAUAUGUUUGCACUGUGAAGGUAUCAUUUCAUUGUACACCCUGUUCAAUGACAAAAAAGGCAUUCUUAUCCUUAUUCUUGAAUUCAUAUAAAACCAAGGCUAUAAAGUAAUGUAGUGACAUGUUUCUGUUUUUAUUCCAUAAUUGAAAAUGUUGUGAUUACGAUUAAACCUCAAACUUGAUUGAUUGUUUUCCCUGUUACUCCUUCGUGUCUGUACUGAACUCAGAAGAUCUGCUUUUCUCCGGUCACUUGAAACUUUCUACAAAGCCCCCUGAAUUAACCCUUUGGUAACCCUUGGACAAUUUCAUUCCAUGACUACAAACCAUUUUGUUUAGUUUGACUUUUAAAUCGUGCUCUGGACCUUCUGACACCAUAUGUGCCUGGUUGUUAUCAUAAGUCCUCGGCGAAUGCCCGACUGACCAUUCCACUGUCCCAUCUGAGGACCAAAGGUGACUGGGCCUUUUCUGUCAGGGAUCCCACUCUUUGGAACAAUGUCCCUGAGGAGAUCUGUCUGAAAAGAGUUUAUGCUUUUUUAAAUCUCUCUGAAAGACUCAUUUUUAUAGGUGUUCUCAUUGUCUUUUUUAUAAUGUUUUAUUUGAUCAUUUUACUUUUCUCUCAACUGUAACAUUUUUAUUUCUGUAUCUCUGCUCUAAUGCUGGCGACCUUCAAAUGACUUUUGUUUCUCAUUGUUUGCUUCCCACACAGCCCCUUAUAACUGUGUUUUG
Paralichthys olivaceus (Japanese flounder) is the source of this 2527-nucleotide messenger RNA. RefSeq names its product transmembrane protein 26-like. The record is from RefSeq and is a predicted model, not a curated record. Lineage: Eukaryota; Metazoa; Chordata; Actinopteri; Pleuronectiformes; Paralichthyidae.